UUAAUCUUAAAAAAUCAAUCUGCGCAGUGAAUAAGCCAGUGCUUCCUGUGAUUGGACUAUCAUUGUUUUGCUUAGAUUUUUAUUAGGUUAUAAAAAUAUGACAAUUUCAAGCACUACGUUCUAAAAUUUGAAAUUCACUCUCUGUAUCAAAUGAUCUCUCAUCUAUUGAAUACCCAAUUUAUGAUUUAAAAGAAAAAAUGUCGACAACUAUUCCCUUAGGAAGUCUCUUGAAUAAGAUAAAAUAUCCUUUCCUAAAUUAUUCUCCUGGAUUUGUUCCUCGGUAUCUUUGUUCAGUUAUCAUUCUUGCCUUUAAAUCUUAUCCCUGAAUCUGAAUCUGAAUGCCUUCAUGUUCAUCCGAUCACCAUAGCCACCUAAAAAUUCUCUACGAAUUUAGCACAACUUUCCUCAAUCACAAAACUUACAGAUACUCAGAAGUCAAAACAAUAAUUCACAGGGAAUUGAAAAUUCCCACAAACUCAUCUCCUUCUUACUGCUAUCCAAAACCAUAUCUUCCACUUCCCGAUUCUCAGAAUAUUUGCUCCCAUAGAUAUUAGAAGGAGAUGCAAGAGGGAGUAUAUUUGAUUUAUUGAAGAAUUUAGCAUAUCAGAAGACAUGGGAUUCUUUCAAGUUGGCUUGGGAGUUAACCCCCUUAUCCAACGAGGCCACCACAACCCCUUUUCUUUGAAGGAUCAAUAAGGCAAAGUUCGUGAGGACAGGGGAAAACCGGGGGAUUUUGUGAAGCCACUGAUGUAUUUGGAUGGGACAAUGAAACAUGCACAUCAGACAGAGAUAAGACACAGGUCAAAGAGAUUGUUAUGGGACAUGUGGCAGAUUGAAUUCUGGGAAUUGCAGAAGGACCACUUGUAACCAUAUUAGAAGAAUUGAAUGUGGGCACAUGGAGCUGAAGAAUCAUCGAUUUGCAUUGCCUUUUUGGGGCUUAUAAAUGGGAUCGAACUGUUUUCAGGUCUUAUGUGUCUGAAAUCUUCACGUGGGUCUGCUCCAUCUCUUUCUGUUUCUGUCUGCAUAUUAUCUUUUUGUUUGUCUGACUGGAAAAUCUUAUCGAGUUCUCUCUUCUUUUGUUUUUAUUUUUCCUUUUUAUGUAUAUAGGUGUGGGCCGUUAAGAGAUAACUAUCAGGUCUAGGGAGUAGUUUUGUUCGUUAGCUGCCAGAGAAAGUUCCCAGUGUUAGUACUAUGGAAAGCAAGAAGCUGCAAGUUGCUACGUCUUCCUCUUCAAGUUUGGAUCAUAUUUUUGGUCCCAUGGACUCAAAUUCAGCUUCUUCAACAUCCACCACUGGAUAUUUUGGCUCUAUGUUCCCGCCACCGGUGGUAGAGAGAGAGAGAAAAAAGGAUGUUGGAAAUCAAGUUAGCACUGCUGAAGUUGGGAAUCCAGAUAAUGCUACUAUAAAUGGAAAAAAAGGAACUGGUGAUGCAAGUGGGAAAGAUGAAAGCUCCAUGUAUCAGAAUGAAACUAUGGAACCUAGUUACUUUAGUUCUUCCAUCUUUUAUGGCGGCCAAGAAAAUUACUCCCCAAGAACCAACGCCUCACAGUCCCAUCCUAAUUUUAAGAAAGAAGGAAAAGACAAUGAUGCAAAUGAAAGUAAUUCAAACCCUGCUUCAAGAGGAAACUGGUGGAAAGGCUCUCUUUAUUACUAACGCUCCACCUAUAUGAUGGGAUUUGUCACCUGCACAGAUCAUCAUAUUGAUUUCAGGCAAUCAUUGAUGUAUUUUUCACCAUGGAUUUGGAAAAUAGAUGAUGUACUUUUGCUCUGUUCCUAUCCCAUCAUCCCAGCUUACUAACAUUCAGUUAUUUGAUUAUGUUCUAGGAUUUGGUGACAGUAUUAUCUACAUUAUAUUAUCAUUUACAAGCUUAGCUACCAUAGUAUAAUAGUAAUAAAGAAGUAGAGUUGGAAGAGGUCUACAAGAUUUUGAUCAAAGAAUGAAGCUUGUAUGGUUCACUUUGUUCUGUGUUAGUCAAGUUUGACUAGUCUUAUGUUUCAAAGCUGAAGAGUGUUGAUGUAGAUUUCUUCUGGAAGUGGAACUCUUUUAAUAUAUCCAUCUUAGUUUGUUCUUGUUA
Molecule: messenger RNA, 2074 nt
Organism: Cucumis melo (muskmelon)
Lineage: Eukaryota; Viridiplantae; Streptophyta; Magnoliopsida; Cucurbitales; Cucurbitaceae
Exons: 6
Coding region: 1192-1653 (153 amino acids)
Source: RefSeq, a predicted model, not a curated record